This is a messenger RNA of Ostrea edulis (European flat oyster), 1027 nucleotides long. RefSeq names its product glutathione S-transferase A-like. NCBI's taxonomy places the organism in Eukaryota, Metazoa, Mollusca, Bivalvia, Ostreida, Ostreidae. The coding region runs from base 165 to 848 and encodes 227 amino acids. The transcript has 6 exons. Gene Ontology annotation, biological process: glutathione metabolic process. The record is from RefSeq and is a predicted model, not a curated record. Gene Ontology annotation, molecular function: glutathione transferase activity.
AAAGGCAGCACUGCUUGCAUUGUACAAGAUAUUACUAGCGACCGUGGAGUUCAUGCUCUAGAAUUUAAACUCGACUAAGCUAUAAAAACACGAUUUCUCGCUCGAGAUUCCAUACUAAAAGCUGACACUAUACCGGCGUGAGGGCUAACGCAUAACAUUACAAAAUGAGCGAGAAAAUGUUUCUGUACUGGGGGUCGGGGAGCAUUCCCUGUUGGAGACCCAUGAUCGUUCUGGAGGAGAAGGGCCUUCAAAACUACAAGCACAAACUGAUACAGUUUAGCCAGAAGGAACACAAGUCGGAGGAAGUUCUAAAACUUAACCCCCGCGGCCAGAUGCCAACAUUCAAGGAUGGUGACAUUGUAGUAAAUGAGUCCAAUGCCGUAUGCGAUUACCUAGAGAGCACAUACAAAGAUAAAGGGACACAACUCAUACCAGCUGACACAGCCCAGAGAGCUCAGGUUCUACAGCGUAUGCAUGAGGCUUUCAACAACAUGCAGCAGAAAAUGCUUGUGGAUGUACUUUUUUACCUCUUCAGGACAAAAGCAGAGGAACGCUCAGAGGAAACAAUUGCAGAAAAGCUAAAAGCUUUGCGAGAAGAACUGACAAUCUGGGAAGGCUACCUAGACAAGACCAAAGCUUUUUUGGCAGGACCAAAUUUCACGAUGGCGGAUGUCUACUUUUACCCAUUCAUUGCAUUUGCUGUUCGUCUAGGCUUUCAAUUUGGCGACAAAUUCCCAAAUCUGAAGAAUUACUAUGAAAAAUUAUCAGCCCGCCCAAGUAUUGUGGCAUCAACUCCCCCUCACUGGAAGGAAGAGCCAGCCAAAGACCAGCCCCUCAAAGCACUCUAAACAAGUCUAAUAUUGCAGCAUAUAUAUGUAAUGUUAAUUCAUAGAGGUUAUACAUCUUUUGGAUGUGUCGUGUUUUGAACUCUUAUCAUUUUAUCUUCAUUAAUAAAAUCUUCAAUGACUAUAAAUGUUCAAGUACCUGCCAAUGUAGUUAUUUAUACUAAUAAACAAGUACCUGCCAA